Cotesia glomerata is the source of this 4924-nucleotide messenger RNA. It is a transcript of the gene pns, whose product is annotated as DENN domain-containing protein 5B. The transcript has 16 exons. The record is from RefSeq and is a predicted model, not a curated record. Lineage: Eukaryota; Metazoa; Arthropoda; Insecta; Hymenoptera; Braconidae. Bases 416 to 4462 code for a protein of 1348 amino acids. Gene Ontology annotation, molecular function: small GTPase binding; guanyl-nucleotide exchange factor activity.
UAUUCGUGUAGUAGCGCAUACAGUGAUAUAUACAGCGACAGCGACAGUGGGACCCUCCGUAUCCGUACUAAUACAACUACUUGUGCUCGUAGUUGAUAACUUGGUGUAGAGGUGGUUAACAUCAAAAUUAAUUUUGAGAGUGUCUGUUCAGAUGUUCGAUGUUGGAGAGAACACGCUGGAGUAAAAUUCGCGAUUCGACAGCAAUCUGCAACCUCCCGGAAACUGUCAAUAAAAUAAUACUCCAAAUCAGCUGUUUUAAUAUCAUGUGAAUGACAGUUGAUUUUUUAAAAAUAAAAUAAGUAUCGAUCAGUCAUCAUGCUCCAAAAUAACAAACAGAUUAUUGAGUACAAGUGUAAAUACAUGAUAAUUAUUAAUUAAUAAAUGGUAUUAAUGUUUGUGUUAACUGGAUAAAAAUAUGAACGGGAGUUUAAGUGGACAUCGUGGUCCCGAGCAACAUCCGACAAGAUUCGCGGAUUACUUUGUUAUUUGCGGACUUGACAAAGACUCAGGCCUUGAACCUGACAAAUAUUUUGGAGAUUCAUUGCAGAGUACACCAUUAGACCGUGCUUACAAAAGCAAAGUAUUGGGUCACUAUCCAGAUUCUGUUCCCUGGAACCCAUUUGAUGAACAUGCAGUCUGUAUGUUAUGUCUCCCCAGCGGACUGAGAUUUCGCACCCAAAAGCACUCAGUAGAGCCUUCUUUCCACUCGUUCGUCCUGACCAAGGAAGAUGGCCGGAGAACUUACGGGUUCAGCUUGGUCUUCUACGAAGAAUGCCGGAACCGAAAGAUUUGCGCUGCAAUGCAGACUCUCCAGGCUAUGUUUAUCACUGAGCUCAGCAGCGGACAAAAUGGGACUCCUCCAGCACCUCGGAAGGGCCAGGAUCCUCAUAACACCCGAUCACUGCCGAGACACUUCAAAUUGUCAGCUCACUCACCCGGGGCCGCAAUGGCCUACUACGAUUCAACAAAAGACAAAUUACUGGUAACCAAAUCGAUAUCGCUGCUGUGUCAGCAACCUUACCUCCACGCUGCUCGUACAUUCCUAACGAAUCUCUACAAAUGUGUUCCCAGACACCCCGGACCGGGUCUGAGUCUCGAGUCCUAUGUCUACAAUCUUCUGUACAACGUGCCAGUUCCAUUGCCCGGAAAAUCGCUUAAAUUUUUCGUCCCCAAUGACGAGCCGGCGAAAUCACCUCUGGAGCUGGUUAUUCUGUAUCCUUGUCCCGCCACGGAACUUCCUCUCCUCGACUAUCCCAUCAGAGACAUGUUUAUGUGGCUUGGCCCAGAGACAGUUAUUCAAUUAUUCACGUGCGUACUCCUGGAGAAUCAAGUGCUCGUUCGUAGCACCGAUUUUCAUAAACUUAUGGUAGUUGCUGAAUGCAUUACUGCCCUCCUGUUUCCCUUCUCGUGGCAACACGUCUAUGUACCUAUAUUACCGGCAAGUCUUCAUCAUUUUCUUGAUGCUCCUGUACCUUUUAUUAUGGGGCUGCAUGCUCAAAGCGAAGGGAGUAAUUUAAAAAUAGCCAGUGAGGCAAACCUUUGUUAUGUAGAUAUCGAUAAACAAACUAGUCAAUUCCCGGAAGAGUUACCAAUUUUUCCAAGAAAAAUGCAAUUCCUCGCUGAGAUUAAAACACUUUUAAAUAAGUACAAAGUACCCCAUUUUGAAAAGACUGACAAUAUGGUCAUAAAUUAUUUAAACUCAGAUAUAAUGACAAGUAGUUUAACACUUCCUGGCUCGGGUUUUCACGUUCCAAGAAGAAAACACUCUCUUCACGAUGUUCUGGAUUGGGACAAUAAAUUAGACACUAACAACUCUACAACAACAGUAGCACAGUCUGACGCAUUGCAGAGGAUUGUUGACAUUGUUAAAAAAACAGGCAUAAGCCUGGAUGAUAUUGACGCUGUUGAAAAUAUGACCAAAGAUGAAGUAAUACUCACUCCUAAAGAAGAAUACCAACAGACAUUAAUUUUUAAUAACGCGAUCAGAGAAAUUUUUUUCAACCGCUUUGUACAAUUAUUCGCCGGCUAUGAUCAUUUUGUCAUCCAUCCAAGUCAAGAUAAAGAUGAAUGGCUCAAUAAUCGAGAUAGUAUGCAUGUAUUUGACAAAGCGACAUUUUUAUCAGAUCAACCAGCCCAACAUUUACCUUUUCUAUCUCGAUUUAUCGAGACUCAGAUGUUUGCGUCCCUCGUUGAUACAAAAGUUAUGUCAUCUUGGAAUGAAUUAGACUCUAAUAUUAAAGUUUUUGACCAAAGAAUUGCACAAAUAAAAAAAAAAGGAGGAGAUGGAAUGAUUCGUUCGACGCGUUAUCAAGUAUCCAAUAACAUUCCAGAGACAGAAAAGUCACUGAUAAAUAAAUUAACCAACAUCGACUUUGAAGCAAGUCCUCCAACAGAGAUACUCCCUCACAGGGCUGCUUAUUUCAGAAGUUUUCCACUCCUUGACACUGUAGCGCUCAACAAAGAACCGGUUCAAAGUAUACUGCGUAGCAGAAAAGGCCAAACUCAGUGGAAGUACAAGAUGAAAUCUCUGGAGGCGAAUGGAAAACCACCAACGCCUCAAGAAACUCAGUCGCCGCGACCUCAGACAAAAUUAUCAGCUGAUAUGAGUCCUGCUUUAAUUGCCCAGGCCAAUUGGACAUUUGUAGAAAAAUUGCUGAAGGAUUGCAAGUCUAAAACAAAACGAAUGCUGGUAGAAAAAAUGGGCUCGGAAGCAGUAGCUCUUGGUCACGGAACCGAAUCUCUGGUAGAUGUUGAAGAAAACACCUUGGUAGCAAGUUUGUGUGAUUUAUUAGAGCGAGUUUGGAGCCACGGUCUCCAGAACAAACAAGGCAAAAGCGCUCUUUGGUCUCACCUGUCCAUGUAUCAAGAGUUGGAAGAGUGUAAUGACUCUGCUAAGUCUAUCGAUCCGAACUUUUUGUCACCCGACCAGAAACCAUCGAAUAAAUCUUUCACAUUAAAGGACCGUCUGUUGUCAUCGAUAAAAACGAGAAAUAUAUAUGAGAUAGCUUCUUAUAUCAAGGAAAAUUUUAAUGAUUUAUCGAACCUGGCGCUGGAAACAGAUGUAUCGCCGACCAGGGGAACCGCUGAUAGGAAUAGAUCCACCGGGGAGCGAAAAUCAAUUGGGCCUGAACAUCUGAGGCCUCUUCCAGACUCGUUGACAUUUGAUAUUAGGAAUGUGCAAGCUAUGACGGAGAUAAAAACUCAUAUUGGGUAUGCCAGAGCGUGGGUCCGGCUUGCUUUGGAAAAAAAACUUCUUUCUCGUCAUUUGAAAGUGCUGCUGUCUAAUACUACUUUAUUGAGGAAUCAAUACAAAAGAUCAGCAUUUCUCCGAUGCGAAGAAGAAAAGGAACAAUUCUUGUACCACUUACUAACCCUCAAUGCCGUAGAUUAUUUUUGUUUCACAAACAACUACCCGACAACAAAAUUACCCUACCGAGUGAUAAUCUUUCCAAGUAGAAAAGCGAGCGCAGCUACAACAUCCGCCAACGGAUGGAUAGUAAUCUCAGGAACUCUCUGCGAAACAAACCCCGUGGGAAUACCAAAAGGCACCCUGGAGUUUGUAUUCCACCACAAAAACCUCGGAGUGCUGUCCACGUUACGAAUCGGGCAUGACAACUCCGGAUUAUCUCCCAAAUGGAUGGUCGAGCACGUGGUUGUGAGGAAUGAGGUGACCGGACACACAUUUAAAUUCCCCUGUGGCCGCUGGCUCGGCCGAGGAAUUGACGACGGCUCUACCGAGCGCUUACUUGUGGGCGCUUUGGUCCCCAGAAGUAUUGACAGCGACGAGCUCGUGGAAACUUGCUCGACACCUCCGCGGUGCAGGUCGCCGAGUAUUCCGCGAAACAGACCUAGUUUAUCAGCUGACGUGCUGCAGCACGUGCUCGGGGAGGCUGUCAAUGCAAUCGUUAAGUUCCACUACCGGCGAGAUCCUCAAGAUGGAUCACUCACGGCUCUGCUGUGUGGCGAGGGUGGACUUGUUCCUUCUCUGGAACAAACUUUUCUCUAUGGGUUUAAAAAUCAGCGGAUUUUUGGAAGGAAUUUUUAUGUUUGGGAUUAUUUUUUGAGGGUUAAGGAAAAUUUUGAGAUGUCACUUUUGGAGGAGAUGGACGAGUACUCGAAGAGACUCAAUAGAGACAGAAGGCUUCAUGCGGAAAAUAAUCAGAGGUUUACUAUCUUUCGAUGCUACUGUCAUCUUAUUGAUCAGAUCAAUACUUUUAGUCACACUCUGGGGAAAGAUGGGAAAUUUCAAUUGUUUAUAUGUUUAGCUGCAAGAGAACAACUUCUUCAUCCAAUGUUACGUCCAAUGAGUGAUGCCCGAUCAACAGCGGAAAUGUACGAAGAAACUUCAUUUUUACGAAAUCCAACAUUACUAAAUUUCCUAAUCCACAUCUUGGAGCCAUUAAGCGAGUUUCACAUUGUCCUUGAAAAGAGUCUAACCCACGGAAUUUCAAGUAUAUGCUAAGUUUAUCAAGUCCAGGUAUAAUAAUUAAACUAAUCGUUACCUGAGGAAGCCAAAGUUUCUUCAUUAAAAAAUACAAAGAUAUUUAUAUAAGAAGUGUCUAUUCACACGUAAUAAAAUCCUUUAAAAUUAAAAUCUUCAUGAAUAAGAGUGGAGAAUAAAAGUUGUUAAUGAUAUUGAUAUAUAAUUAAAUUAAAAGGCAAUUUAACUAUAUGUAGAAGAAGUGAUCGCGUUGACUAAAGACUGUCCAGCGUAAUUAGUAGAAAUUGGUAGCGAACGUUUUAUUUAUUAUUAAAAAAUAAAUAAUAAUAAAAAUCGCGUUUUGAAAUUAUAUUUAUAAUUAUAUAGUACAUAACAGCUAUGUCAAUAGAAAAUCUUGUCUUGGAUCCAACCAAAGAUAUUAUAGUAAUUUUUUUCAAUUAAUUAAUGUGAUUUUAUGAAAUUUUAACAUGACAUUUUUAAUAA